This is a messenger RNA of Nyctereutes procyonoides (raccoon dog), 992 nucleotides long. It is a transcript of the gene TRPT1, whose product is annotated as tRNA phosphotransferase 1. Gene Ontology annotation, biological process: tRNA splicing, via endonucleolytic cleavage and ligation. The record is from RefSeq and is a predicted model, not a curated record. Gene Ontology annotation, molecular function: tRNA 2'-phosphotransferase activity. NCBI's taxonomy places the organism in Eukaryota, Metazoa, Chordata, Mammalia, Carnivora, Canidae. The transcript is spliced from 7 exons. Bases 147 to 932 code for a protein of 261 amino acids.
UUGGGCGAAUCUUGCUUCCUGGGCCUCAGUUUCCCUAUCUGCACGAGGGAGUUGGGGAUGGGUGGGAAGUGAAUUUAAUGAGCUGAAUAUCCCCUUCGCAGCUCACUCGUCCUGAGGCUUCGUGACUUGCUGGGCAGGAUGGGGACAUGAGAGGGUCCUUAACAGUCCCCACCUAUCACUGUUCCCCUCAGGUCUCAGCCAUGAGCUCCCUUGGAGGAAGGAGGCAGGAAACCACAGGACCCAGGAGUAGAAGGGCUCACAGGCCCCGGGAAGAGGACCGAGAUGUACAGCUGUCCAAGGCUUUGUCCUAUGCCCUGCGUCACGGGGCUCUGAAGCUGGGGCUUCCCAUGAGGGCUGAUGGCUUCGUGCCCCUGGACACCCUCCUGCAGCUGCCCCAGUUCCACAGCUUCUCUGCUGAAGAUGUGCAGCGCGUGGUGGAUACCAACCGGAAGCAGCGGUUUGCCCUGCAGCCAGGGGACCCCAGCACUGGCCCUCUCAUCCGGGCGAAUCAGGGUCACUCUCUGCAGGUACCGGAGUUGGAGCUGAUGCCCUUGGAGACCCCACAGGCCUUGCCUCCCAUGCUUGUCCAUGGCACAUUCUGGCAGCACUGGCCAUCCAUCCUGCUCAAGGGUCUGUCCUGCCGGGGAAGGACACAUAUUCACCUGGCCCCAGGACUUCCUGGGGAUCCUGGUGUCAUCAGUGGCAUGCGACCAAAUUGUGAAGUGGCUGUGUUGAUUGAUGGGCCCCUGGCCCUGGCAGAUGGAAUCCCCUUCUUCCGCUCUGCCAAUGGAGUGAUCCUGACUCCAGGGAAUGCUGAUGGCUUCCUGCUUCCCAAGUAUUUCAAGGAGGCCCUGCAGCUCCGCCCUUCUCGAAAGUUCCUCUCCUUGGCUGGUAAUGAAGAGACAGAGUGUCAGAGUGGCCCCCAAGCAUAGCUCCAGAGGAAGAAGGAUAAUCCAACAAUAAAAUAUUUAUUAAAAAAAAAGUUAAAAGUU